Molecule: messenger RNA, 1245 nt
Organism: Cyprinodon tularosa
Lineage: Eukaryota; Metazoa; Chordata; Actinopteri; Cyprinodontiformes; Cyprinodontidae
Gene: hoxc11a
Product: homeobox C11a
Exons: 2
Coding region: 174-1163 (329 amino acids)
Biological process (GO): anatomical structure development; regulation of transcription by RNA polymerase II
Cellular component (GO): nucleus
Molecular function (GO): DNA-binding transcription factor activity, RNA polymerase II-specific; RNA polymerase II cis-regulatory region sequence-specific DNA binding
Source: RefSeq, a predicted model, not a curated record
UACACAUCCAACUCUUCCAAAUUGAUAUAUGACAAUAUCUACUUUCGAUCACGUGUCUGCAGGGCGACUUAGACGGAUUGCGCGUCAUCUCGCCUUCCCAAAUUUUUCCCCUUCUGCUGCAGCUCGAAUCCAAAACAUCUAUCUAUAGUAGCCGAGUUGCGAGAGAGAGAAAGAUGUUUAACUCCGUGAAUCUGGGUAACUUCUGCUCCCAGACGCGCAAAGACCGGACAUCCGAGUUUGGGGACAGAACAGGCUGCGCGUCCAACAUCUACCUCCCCAGCUGCACCUACUACGUCCCCGAGUUUUCGGCCGUCUCCUCGUUUCUUCCGCAGGCCCCUUCCCGGCAAAUCAGCUACCCUUAUUCCACGAAUCUGUCUCAAGUGCAGCCGAUGCGAGAAGUUUCGUACGGCUUGGACCCCGCUAGCAAAUGGCACCACAGGAGCAACUAUGCGUCGUGCUAUUCGGGAGAUGAUCUGGUGCAUAGAGACUGUCUUCCACCAUCCACCAUGACAGAAAUGCUGAUGAAGAACGAAAGCGUUUACAGCCACCACCAUCACCACCAUGCCCACGCGGGCUCCAAUCACCCUUCCACAGGCUUUUACUCCGGCAUGGGGAAAAACAACGUCCUCCCACAAGGCUUUGACCGCUUUUUCGAGACCGCAUACUGCAGCAGCACGGACAAUCAGACAGACAAUUGUUUACAAAAGGGCGAGGGGGGCAAGCUGGAAAGCGACUCCCAACAGCAGCAGCAGCAACAACAGCAGCAGCAGCAACAACAGCAGCAGCAGCAACAAGCCACAGCCGCUGUAGCCGGAGCUCCAGAGCCGGGAAAAGACUCGGACGAUGAGGAGGAACACACGAAUUCAGGCUCCUGCACUUCUUCCUCCGCCACAGCCAAGGACGGCAGCACCAGCAAGAGCAGCCACUCGAGCGUCCCUCGAACAAGGAAGAAGCGGUGUCCCUAUUCCAAGUUUCAGAUUCGAGAACUGGAGCGGGAAUUCUUUUUCAACGUUUACAUCAACAAGGAGAAGAGGCUCCAGCUUUCCCGAAUGUUGAACCUAACCGACCGCCAGGUCAAAAUCUGGUUUCAGAACAGAAGAAUGAAAGAGAAGAAGCUGAGCAGAGAUCGCCUGCAGUACUUCUCUGGAAACCCCUUGUUGUGAGCAGAAAGAGUGUCACAAGAGGCAUGCAGGCCUUCUCCUUCUUCUCCUCAUCUUAUUGAAUGAAUGGUAAUCGUGGGCAGAA